Brassica rapa (field mustard) is the source of this 1346-nucleotide messenger RNA. Its product is annotated as cyclin-D2-1. The record is from RefSeq and is a predicted model, not a curated record. NCBI's taxonomy places the organism in Eukaryota, Viridiplantae, Streptophyta, Magnoliopsida, Brassicales, Brassicaceae.
AUGGCUGAGAAUCUCACUUGUGGAGAAACCAGCGAUUCAUGGAUCACUGACAACGACGAUGAAACCACCAUCCCUGGCGGCGGGUUUACGAACGAUAAUCACCAACUUUUUAGUAAAGACGAUAACUUUAACGGCGACGGAUCAAUUCCGAUGAUGGGUUCUCCGUCGUCGCCGAGAGAGGAGAGAAUCAGAGAGAUGUUGGAGCGAGAGGUUGAGUUUUCGCCAGGAGAUGAGUAUCUCAAGAGGCUGCGUUCUGGGGAUUGGGAGUUGCGUCUUAGAAACCAAGCUCUGGAUUGGAUUUUAAAGGCUUGUGCUCAUUACAAUUUCGGAACGCUGUGCAUAUGUCUUUCCAUGAACUACUUGGAUCGGUUCUUAGCAUCCUAUGACUUGCCAAAGGACAAGACUUGGGCUGUUCAGUUGCUAGCUGUCUCUUGCUUAUCAUUAGCAGCCAAAAUGGAAGAGUCAGAUGUGCCUCAAACUGUUGAAUUACAGGUGGGAGAUCCCAAGUUUGUUUUUGAGGCCAAAACGAUUAAAAGGAUGGAACUUUUGGUACUCAACACUUUGAAUUGGAGACUGCAAGCUCUAACUCCCUUCUCCUUCAUUGAUUAUUUCAUUUACAAGACCAACGGUCACGUGUCAGAGAAUUUGAUCUAUAGAUCGUCGCAGUUCAUCUUGAACACCACUAAAGCAAUUGAAUUCUUGGACUUCAGGCCUUCUGAGGUAGCUGCAGCAGCUGCAAUGUCUGCUUCCAUUUCAGGAGAAAUAAAGUGCAUUGAUGACGAUAAGACGUUGUCUAAUCUCACAUAUGUCAAACAGGAGAGGGUGAUGGGAUGCUUGAGUCUGAUGAGGAGCCUCACAGGGGACCAAUUGCCCGGAGCUGUUAAAUUAUCGCCGCAGCAACCGAGGUUAACGGCUAGGGUGGUGCCAGUGAGUCCAAUUGGAGUGUUGGAAGCAACAUGUUUGAGCUAUAAGAGUGAUGAGAGAACAUUCGAGUCAUGUACCAAUUCCUCACAGAGUAGUCCAGACACCAACAACAACAAUAGCAACAAGAGGAGGAGAAAACAAUGAAAGAGGAAUAAAGUUUAUACAAUUGAUUUUCAACACCAAACCAUAAGGGUCAUGACAUUUGAGGUUCUUUUCAUUUUUGGUUUAUUCCUUUUUUCACAUAAAUUACUUUUAUUUCUCUCUUUAAUUUCUCAUCUUCAAUCAGAAAAUUGGAUUGGAAAUAAGAGUUUUGUGUGAGAGAGAGAGGAAAAAUAAAGAGGGAUCUGUAAGGUGGCAGUCAAUAAGUCAUUAUUGAGGAUGAUGAGGUUCAUGUUCUUGCUCCAAGGGAUUUUUUUCUGCUA